Lottia gigantea (owl limpet) is the source of this 1635-nucleotide messenger RNA. RefSeq lists its product as hypothetical. Gene Ontology annotation, molecular function: calcium-dependent phospholipid binding. The coding region runs from base 1 to 1635 and encodes 544 amino acids. Gene Ontology annotation, cellular component: plasma membrane. The record is from RefSeq and is a predicted model, not a curated record. The transcript has 13 exons. Gene Ontology annotation, biological process: cellular response to calcium ion. Lineage: Eukaryota; Metazoa; Mollusca; Gastropoda; Lottiidae.
AUGCAGCGACCACCGACACAAGAAUGUGUUUCUAAAGUAGAUAUUCAAGUAGAAUGUAGAAGUCUUCUGAAUAAAGACACAACAUCCAAAUCUGACCCAUGUGCUGUUUUAUAUAUGUCCAGAUCUGGAGCUCAAUUUUAUGAGGUGGGAAGAACAGAGAAUGUCAAGAAUUGUCUGGAUCCCAAGUUUGCUAAAAGUUUUGUUACUAAUUAUUAUUUUGAAGAAGUUCAGAAAGUUCGGAUAGCUGUAUAUGAUUUGGACAAUAAAACCCUGGAUUUAUCUGAUGAUGAUUUUCUUGGACAAAUUGAAUGUACACUUGGACAGUUGGUGUCUAACAACCCUUACAGUAAACCUCUUUUGUUGAAAAAUGGUCAAAAAGCUGGAAUGGGAACAAUAACAUUGAGGACUGAAGAGGUGAAGGAAGGUGGUGAAAUUUUAAACAUGACUUUCAGGGCAGCAAAAUUAGAUAAUAAGGAUUUUAUGGGGAAAUCAGAUCCGUUUUUAGAGAUUUUAAAAUCAACUGUUGAUGGAUCUUGGCAAGUUGUACAUAGAACUGAGGUGGUAAAGAAUAAUUUAAACCCCAGCUGGAGACCGUUCAGUGUUUCUCUACAGACUUUAUGUGGUGGUAACAGAAACAGUCAAAUCAGGUUUGAUAUCUAUGAUUGGGAUAGUGAUGGUUCUCAUGAUCUUAUUGGAGGCUUUAAGACCAGUGUAGAAGAAAUGAUCUCCAGUAAAUCUGAGCCGGCCUGGCCUUGUAUCAAUGAAAAGAAAAAAGCCAAGAAGAAAAGUUACAGUAACUCAGGCAUGGUUUAUUUAACAGCAUGUAAGAUUAGUAAAGAUCAUAGCUUCCUCGAGUAUAUAUUUGGUGGAAUGCAGGUGAAUUUUACUGUAGGGAUAGAUUUUACUGCUUCUAAUGGUAACCCCCAACAACCAACAUCUCUACAUUUUAUAGACCCCUAUAGACCUAACGAAUACAUACAGGCCAUCAGAUCAGUGGGCGGAGUCUGUCAAGAUUAUGAUACAGAUAAAAUGUUUCCUGUUCUGGGAUUUGGAGCUAAGAUUCCUCCACAGUUUGAUGUUUCACAUGAAUUUGCUGUUAAUUUUAACUUACAAAAUCCUUUUUGUGCAGGUAUUGAAGGUGUGGUACAGGCCUAUAUGAACUGUAUAUCUCAGGUUCAACUGUACGGACCAACUAAUGCUUCUCCUACCAUUAACCACGUAGCAAGGUUUGCUGCUACUGCCCAACAAGAAGAAGGUACCAAGGGAGCUCAUGCGUAUUAUGUAUUACUAUUACUAACUGAUGGUGUUUUAACAGAUAUGUCUAAUACUCUACAUGCUAUAGUCCAAGCCUCUAAACUGCCAAUGUCUCUGAUUAUUGUGGGUGUGGGAACAGCUGAUUUUACUGAUAUGAAUACUCUGGAUGGUGAUAAUGGCAUGCUGAGAGCUCCUAAUGGGGAAGUCGCCAAACGUGACAUCGUACAAUUUGUACCUUUUAGAGAUUUUAAACAGGCUUAUCCUGCUGAAUUGGCACGCCAUGUUUUAGCUGAGGUACCUAAACAAGUUACAGGGUAUUAUAAAAUGAGGGGGCUGGUCCCUAACGUCCUGAAACCCAACCCUCCUCCCCCAGCACAGUAA